UGGGGGGCGGGCCUGUCGUGGCCUUGGGAGCCCGGGGAGUGUGGAGCGAAAGCCCAGGCAGCGGCGGCGGGUCCCUGCCCCAGCUUUGCCUCCCUUCCCCCCUCGCUUGUUCGGGCCGGCGCCGGGAGCCCCGGAGCCCGAGCUCCGGAGGCGGCGGAGCGGCCGCGCCGCCCACGGGAGGAUGGAGAAGUAGCGGCGCCGGCUCCGCCGCCCGCCAGCCCGCGGGUUUGACUGAUAUGUGUUGAAAAUGGAAGUUUAUUUUUAUUUGAGACUGUUAUCAAAAACAGGGGAAAAUAAAAGAAUGAGAAAUAGUUCAAAGUUCCAAUGGCUGUCAUCAGUUAUUUUUUUAUAUUUGGUGAACCAAGCACAUGGCCAGAAAAGAGGGGUUCCUCAUGAUUUAAAGUGUAUAACCCAUAACUUAAAGAUAUGGGACUGUUCCUGGGAUGCCUCCUCUAGAAUAAACCAUGGUACUACUUAUGAAGUUUGUAUUGUAAACAGUUCUUAUCCCUGUAUUCAAACAGAGAAAACACGUUUUGAGAUUCCAGCUCUUUCACUUGCUGAUCAUGAAAUAAAAAUAAGUUCCGCAUAUGUUUCUGGGAACUCUGUGACUAAAUUUAUCCUAAAUGAAAGAAAUGUUUCUUUAGUUCCAGCCGCAUUAGAGAUUUUAAAUUUGACAGCUGAUUUUUCAACAUCUACAUUGUACCUAAAGUGGAAUGACAAUGGCUCUGGUUUUCCACGUCAUUCAAAUGUCAUCUGGGAAAUUAUUGUCCUAUAUAAAGAAGACAUGGAAGUUGCAACAGUAGCAACACUUAACACAACUCUGAUGGGUAAGGAUUCAGUCCAUCACUGGAAUUGGACCUCAGAUAUCCCUUUGGAAUGUACAGCACACCAUGUAAAAAUCAGAUAUUACAUUGAUGAACUUCAUUUUUUUGGCCAAAAAGAGUGGAGUGAAUGGAUUCUACUUACAAUUUCAGGUAAUCUAUGGGCUCCCAUAAAAGAAAAUAACGAGGUUUUUCCUCGAGACAAAGUGGUACCAGUAGGUUCAAAUAUGACGUUUUGCUGUAUUGUUGAGGAAACUGUGUUAACUGCACAGUAUGGAAGUGAAAAAUGUCCCUUUAUCCGCCUUGAUAAUAAAAGUGUUGCAAUCUGGAUCAACAAUAUUACCAUUUCUCCAAGUAGUGGAACAAAUGUGGUUUUUACAACAAAGUCAAAUGUGUAUGGAACAGUUGUAUUUGCAGGAUAUCCACCUGAUAUCCCCAAAAAGCUGAACUGUGAAACACGUGAUUUGAAAGAAAUUAUAUGUAGUUGGAAUCCAGGAAGACCAACUGGAUUGGUUGGCCCUCGUGAUACAAAUUAUAUAUUAUAUGAAAGAUUUUCUGGAAGAAAUGUUACAUAUAAGAGAGAUGAAGAACGCAUGAAUGAAAACCAUCAAUUAAUCUUUCAAAUGAUAGCUGGUCAGGAAAUAUAUAAUUUUACCUUGAAAGCCAGUAAUCCUUUGGGUAGAUCUGAAGCAGUAAUUUUGGUUGACAUAACUCAAAGAGUUUAUCCUCAUACUCCUUCAAAACUCAUUGUGAAGGAUAUUAAUUCAACUGCCAUUUUUCUUGAUUGGCACUUAUCUGGCAACUUUGCAAACAUUAAUCUCUUAUGUGAAAUUGAAAUUAAUUCAGCUCAUUCAGGGCAAGAAUUGCGGAAUAUCACUGUUAAAGGAUUAGAAACUUCUAGUUAUGAUGUUCCUGUGGAUAAAUUGGUACCAUAUACUAUGUAUACCUUUCGCAUUCGUUGUUCUUCCGAGAAGUUUUGGAAAUGGAGCAAAUGGAGUAAUGAAAAACAGUACUUGACCAUGGAAGGAAUUCCUUCAAAAGGACCAGAUAUCUGGAGAGAGUGGAGUGCUGAUGGGAAAAGUGUAAUAAUUUACUGGAAGCCCUUGCCUUUUAAUGAAGCUAAUGGAAAAAUACUUUCCUAUUAUGUAUCAUAUGGGUCAGAAGAAGAAACACAGUAUCUUUCUGAGAUCCCUGAUCCCCAGCAUAAAGCAGAAAUAAAACUUGACAGAAAUGAUUACAAUGAUUACAUCAUUAGUGUUGUGGCCAAAAAUUCAGUUGGAUCAUCUCCACCUUCUAAGAUAACUAGUAUGGAAAUUCCAAAUGAAGACCUCAAAAUGGAAGAGGUUGUUGGAAUAGGAAAUGGCAUUUUAUUUCACUGGAAUUAUGAUCUCAACAUGACUUGUGACUAUGUUAUAAAAUGGUGUAACUCAACUCGAUCUGAACCCUGCCUCAUAGACUGGAAAAAAUUCCCUGCAAAUAGUACUGGAGCUCUCAUAGAAUAUGAUAAUUUUCGAUCUGGAACACGCUAUCAUUUUUUCCUCUAUGGCUGCAAAAAUCAGAAAUAUCAAUUAUUACGUUCAAUUGUUGGAUAUACAGAAGAGUUGGCUCCAAAUGUUGCACCAAAUUUUACUGUGGAAGAUACGUCUGCAGAUUCAAUAUUAGUAAAAUGGGAGGACAUUCCUAUAGAAGACCUUAGAGGAUUUUUAAGAGGAUAUUUAUUUUACUUUGAAAAAGGAGAGAAAGGCACUUCUAAAAUCCAAGGUUUGGAAUCAGGUAAAUUGCGUUCUGAUGUAAAAGUUAAGAAUAUUACUGACAUAACACAGAAGACAUUGAGAAUUGUUGAUCUUCAAGGAAAAACAGGUUACCAUCUGCUCUUGCAAGCUUACACAGAUGGUGGAGUGGGUCCAGGAAAGGCCAUGUAUGUGGUUACAAAGGAAAAUUCUGAGGGAUUAAUUAUUGCCAUUCUCAUCCCUGUGGCAGUGGCUAUCUUUGUUGGAGUGGUGACCAGUAUUCUUUGUUAUCGUAAAAGAGAAUGGAUUAAAGAAACCUUCUAUCCUGAUAUUCCAAAUCCAGAAAAUAGUAAAGCAUUGCAGUUUCAUAAAAGCGUCUGUGAGGGAAGCAGUGCUUUAAAAACACUGGAAAUGAAUCCUUGCACUCCUAAUAAUGUUGAAGUGGUGGAAACGAGACCCACAGCUCCUAAAAUAGAGGAGGACACUGAAAUCAAAUCCCCGGUAGCUGUUGGUCCUGAAGAAGGGUCUGAUGCUGAGCCUGAAAAUCAUGUGGUUGUCUCCUACUGUCCACCAAUCAUUGAGGAGGAGAUAGCAAAUGCUGGAGGGGAGGAAGCUGGAGGCUCUUCACAAGUCAUUUAUAUUGAUAUUCAAUCAAUGUAUCAACCUCAGGCAAAACCAGAGGAAGAACUAGAAAACGACUCUGUUGGUGGAGCAGGCUAUAAGCCGCAAAUGCAUCUGCCAGUUACUUCUACUGUAGAGAACAUAAUUGCAGCAGAUGACUUAGAAAAAACUGCAGGUUAUAGACCUCAGGCAAAUGUAAAUGCUUGGAACUUAGACUCUCCAGACUCUCCUCGGUCUAUAGACAGCAACAGUGAAGUUGUGUCCUUUGGAAGCCCAUGUUCCAUUAAUUCUCGGCAGUUUUUGAUUCCCCCGAAGGAUGAAGAAUCACCUAAAUCUUCCAAUGGAGGAUGGUCAUUUACAAAUUUUUUUCAAAACAAACCAAAUGAUUAGCAAUAGCAUCGUGGGUUGCAUCAGUCUGCCAUCUCAAUAAGCUCUGACUCCUGGGGUUGUAAUAACAGCAGCACUGGUUAUUCUAGGAGACGUUCCAGUGGAGUAUUUUUAGUGAGAGGAACUUUACCACAUGUAAGUUACACUGAAAGUGUUAAUAUUGUUUUACUGUAGUCUAAAAGCCAAAGUAUAGCAACUCAGUAAUUCAAUUCAUGAGAUCCAAGAUUCUGAGUUUGGAUCUCUUUGUGAUUCCAGCCAAAGAAGCCUCACUUACUCUACCUUCAAGUAGCAUUUUCAAUUUAAUUAUUGCUUAAUACUUUAGAAAAGGCCCAAACUGUUCUACAUUCUUUCACUGAUCAUUUCUUCUUAUGUGUACAUCACUGAAUCCCAACCAGAAUGUUUGAAAUUGUAGACAGGGGAAAAAUGUGCAGAUAUUCCAAUUAACUGAGAAGAAUCACUUGAUUGAAAUUUGUUCAGAUUUAGACAAAAACCAAGCACAGAUCAAGUCACAUACGACCAUUUUUUCUCAUCAAUUAAUACAGUUUUAAAAACAUAACAGCAGCUAUUUUAAUUUUUGUUUGAUAACUAGGUCUCUAUGCCUACUAUAUAUAAUGGUUAUCAAAUUGUUGACUCAGGGGCACAAACUUGGAAAAAGAGUGUAACACUGACUUAUGCCACAUUUCUGAAUAUGGCUUUAGAACAUUCUUUUCCCCACAAAAUUUGUAACUCCUUCUUGUAACAAGGUGCCCUAAUGUAUAUGCUGAAUUGUUUAUAGUGCUAGGACAUUGCAUACAAAUAAACCCAGACUCUUGACAUUUAUUUUGUGAAAGUGCCAGUUUUAUAAAUGUGUGAACAAAGCACACACUUAAAUAUAAUGCUUUAGCAUCAAUUGCACUAAUUUCCUAUUUAAGAUUAUUCUUAUCAGCAAGAUCUAGCUAAACCAAUCACUACCACAGGUAGCAACAAUUGGCAUUAAUUUUCCAUGAAGAAAUGAUUCCAUGAAUUUUUCUCUUUAAGUAGUGAGCCAUGAAUUAAUUAUAUUUAAUAUGAGAAUAUGAUCUAUUUCCGAUUGUGGUCUAACAGUUACUUUUCUUAAACAGAUCAUCAGAACCACCUCCUUGGUAGAAUACUUACUGUUUUUGGUGAAAAAUUAAACAAUUUUUUUGCCUUAAAAUAAUCACUUGGUGGCGAUUUUAUAGUAAAUGCCAUGAAAAACUUCAAAUUCUAUUUGAUUUAAUUCUGUUAACCAUCAUAGAAGUAAAGAGUUGCUCUUAUCACCUAUAAAAGCUUGAGUGCCCUUAUAACAUAGAGAAUCAUUUAAACCUCCAAGUUUUUUCAGAAACAACUGUUAAUUCUGGGAAAUGACUCUAGGAAAAGUUUCAUGUCGAACUACAAAUUGGAAAGUGUUUUUUUA
Gracilinanus agilis (Agile Gracile Mouse Opossum) is the source of this 4973-nucleotide messenger RNA. It is a transcript of the gene LIFR, whose product is annotated as LIF receptor subunit alpha. Gene Ontology annotation, biological process: positive regulation of cell population proliferation; cytokine-mediated signaling pathway. Gene Ontology annotation, molecular function: ciliary neurotrophic factor receptor binding; cytokine binding; oncostatin-M receptor activity. The coding region runs from base 248 to 3562 and encodes 1104 amino acids. The record is from RefSeq and is a predicted model, not a curated record. NCBI's taxonomy places the organism in Eukaryota, Metazoa, Chordata, Mammalia, Didelphimorphia, Didelphidae. Gene Ontology annotation, cellular component: external side of plasma membrane; signaling receptor complex. The transcript is spliced from 20 exons.